AUGCGCAUGCACACUCAGCGUUUCAUACUGGCCACGGCAGUGGUCGCACAAGAAAGCACGUUGCUGGCUGACGAGGCGCAGAUGGAAAGUCGGCCCGCCUGGAACAGGCGUCCCAGCUACGGUGGUUCGGCGCCCGCCGCGCCGGCUGCGCCCACCAACAUGGCCGCGUACAACGACCGCUACGGGGUCUGCAUCGAUGCUAGCUCGUUCGCACAGCUGGCCAACGGCGAGAUGUGCCCCGUCGGUCGCCUGCGGAAGGGUGACCGAGUGGCCGGGCCCGACGGCGCGGUGGCCCAGGUGCAGUGCCUGGUGCAGACCGCCUGCGCGUCAGGGCGCGCGUGGCUCGCCGCGCUCCCUGGCGGAGCGCGCGUCACGCCGUACCACCCCGUGCACGUCGGUGACAAGUGGUGUUUCCCGGUGGAAGUCGCCGACGUGAGCGAGGUGCCUUGCCAGGCCGUGUGCAGCUUCGUCGUCGAGGGCGCCCCGGCCGUGCUACUGCAGGGGGGCGUGGCCGCCGUGGCGCUGGGCCACGGCCUGGCGGAGGGCGCAGCCGAGCACCCGUACUUCGGAGGGGCGCCGGGGCCCACCAACAUCCGACCAGUCGACCCGAUCGAGUUCGGUGGCCUGCGGAAGCAGGUCUCCCACGGCAUCUACCUGAGCAUCGCCGCGGCGGGGGUCCACAGGAGCAUGGGCGUGCGCACCAGCUUCGUGCAGUCGACCGCCCUAGACGCCUGGCGGCCGCUCCACCUGCGGAUGAUGGAGCUCGGCGGGAACCGGCGCUUUCGCGACUUCCUCCGCGAGCAGGGCGUCCCCGAGGGCGCGCCGCUCCGCGAGAAGUACGCGACCCGCGCCGCCGCCUGGUACCGCAGGACAGGACUGCGCGCGGAGGCCGAGGGCUCCGCGCCGCCGGAGCCCCUGGCGGCGGGCGUGGGGCACCUGCCGGAGGAGCCGUGCCCCGCGAGCGCCGUGCUGGACGGCGUGUUCGCCGAGGCGAGGGCGCACGUCUCCCCGCGCGGCGACGGCGGGAGUGCGCCGAGGCCGGCGCCGCGGGCCCAGAGCACCAGGUCGCUCCCGGAGCUCGCCAGCCCCGUCUCGGGUGGCGGCGGCGGCAUGGGGAAGCUCGUGUGCGACGGCCUCACCUUCGCCGUGCGCCUCGCGGGCAUGGCCGGGAGGCGCGGCCCGGGCCGCGCUGCCGGCGGCGACGGGACUCGAGCCCCGCGAGGGGCGCGGCGCUGCCCGGCACGCCCGCUGGACGGGCCCACGCGCACGGGCCCGCCGGCUCAGGCGGCCUGCGGGCCAGGGGCUCCGGCGAGGGCGCGGGGGCGGCGACCGCCGCCUCUGUCAGCUAGGCAGCGCGGCCAGCCAGCGGCGCGCAGAAGUCCAGAUCUUUCGGGCAGGUCCCUCUACAGGAGGAGUAGUCAUUCAAAAUCAGCGACGCGAUAG
Molecule: messenger RNA, 1443 nt
Organism: Prorocentrum cordatum
Lineage: Eukaryota; Dinophyceae; Prorocentrales; Prorocentraceae
Source: the annotation of a GenBank genome assembly